Molecule: messenger RNA, 1341 nt
Organism: Aspergillus campestris IBT 28561
Lineage: Eukaryota; Fungi; Ascomycota; Eurotiomycetes; Eurotiales; Aspergillaceae
Product: casein kinase I
Exons: 4
Coding region: 1-1341 (446 amino acids)
Biological process (GO): peptidyl-serine phosphorylation; endocytosis; signal transduction
Cellular component (GO): nucleus; cytoplasm
Molecular function (GO): protein serine/threonine kinase activity; ATP binding
Source: RefSeq, a predicted model, not a curated record
AUGGCUUCUUCAUCGUCUAAUGUGGUGGGUGUCCACUACCGAGUGGGAAAGAAAAUUGGAGAGGGUUCGUUUGGUGUGAUCUUUGAGGGAACAAACCUCUUGAACAAUCAACAGGUUGCUAUUAAAUUUGAACCGAGGAAGAGCGAUGCCCCGCAACUUCGCGAUGAAUAUCGGACCUAUAAGAUCUUAGUCGGGUGUCCUGGGAUUCCCAACGUCUACUACUUUGGCCAGGAGGGCUUGCACAACAUCCUUGUCAUUGAUCUCCUCGGCCCUAGUCUCGAGGACCUCUUUGACCACUGCAACCGGAGGUUCUCGGUCAAGACCGUCGUCAUGGUCGCCAAGCAGAUGCUGUCCCGAGUCCAGACGAUCCAUGAGAAGAACCUCAUCUACCGGGAUAUCAAACCCGACAACUUCCUCAUCGGCCGCCCCAACACCAAGACCGCCAAUGUCAUCCACGUGGUCGAUUUCGGCAUGGCCAAGCAAUACCGUGACCCCAAGACCAAGCAGCAUAUCCCCUACCGCGAGCGGAAGUCGCUGUCCGGUACAGCGCGCUACAUGAGUAUCAACACCCAUCUGGGACGGGAACAGUCGCGAAGGGACGAUCUGGAGGCUCUGGGGCACGUGUUCCUUUACUUCCUACGGGGAGGCCUUCCGUGGCAGGGACUCAAAGCCGCCACCAACAAGCAAAAGUAUGAGAAAAUUGGGGAGAAGAAGCAAACGACGGUUAUCAAGGAUCUGUGCGAGGGAUACCCAGGCAUAGAAGAAUUCACCAAAUACCUGACUUACGUCCGCAACCUCGGUUUCGAAGAUACCCCGGACUACGACUACCUGAAGGACCUGCUCUCGCAGGCUCUUAAGAGUGCAGGCGAGGUUGAAGACGGCGAAUACGACUGGAUGAAACUGAACAAUGGCCGGGGAUGGGAAUACAAAUCGUACUCGUCCCAGCAGCAUCACAACGCUCUCCCCAACUCCUCUGCCCGGGAGCUCCACGCUCAGCAGCUCCGGAUGAGUCAGAGGCCCGGUGUGACGGAGGCUCGUUUAAACGCCGCGCAGCCCCCGCCCCCUUCUCCGGCGAAGCCCGGAGCGGGGAAGGCGCGCGAGCGGCCAAACGUCUCAGGCGGGAUGCCACAGAAGCGCCAGAGCGGGGGGAUGGAUGCGGCGACGCCGGCCGCGUCGACCCAGGCCCAGUUCCAGAACUCGAACGCCAACAUUCCGGGUCACCUGGGGAGCCCCGCCAAUCCGAACAAGGCCAACCAGCAAGCCCAGGGCCCGCAGGGGAGCAACGAACCGCAGCCCACUCUCGUCCAGAAAGUGAUGAAGGCCCUCUGCUGCGGUAGGUGA